CUCUCUCUCUCUCUCUCUCUCUCUCUCUUUUUCUGGAGAGAGAUAGAGAAUCGGUCUUCGGUCGCCGCCGACGAAUCUUCCUCUUCUGUUCCUCAGAAAGAUCAACCGCUCGUCUCCUAUUUCCUUCCCUUUUUUCGGAUUUCUCGGUGUCUGAUUCUCCAUUUCCUUCGAUCUCGCAUCUCUAGAUUCCUUAUUUUUCUUUGUCCCUUUUCGCUUUUCUCGGAAAGCCUUUCGGAAGCGAAGUCCUCGGCGAUGAGUUCGAAUACGGCGUCUUCCAGCGCGGGGGCUGCCGGAUCGACUGAUUCCUCCGCCGCCCGCAGGAAUUCGAAGCGACCCAAGUAUUCAAGGUUUACACAGCAGGAGCUUCCAGCUUGCAAGCCGAUUCUCACGCCCUGCUGGGUGAUUUCGACCUUUUUGAUCGUUAGUGUUAUCUUCAUUCCCCUUGGGGUCAUUUCUCUUUUCGCUUCCCAGGAUGUCGUUGAGAUUGUUGAUAGGUACGACAAUGAUUGCAUACCUGUUCCCGCUAGAGCUAACAAGGUUGCAUACAUUCAAGGAACUGGUGAUAAAACUUGUAACCGAACACUAAGAGUGCCGAAGCGUAUGAAGCAGCCUGUCUAUGUUUAUUACCAGCUCGAGAACUUCUACCAGAAUCACCGCAGGUACGUGAAAAGCCGAAGUGAUUCACAGUUGAGAAGUCAAAAAUAUGAGAAUCAGGUAGACGCAUGCAAGCCCGAGGAUGAUGUUGGAGGGCAGCCAAUCGUGCCAUGUGGUCUAAUUGCCUGGAGUCUUUUCAACGACACGUACGAUUUAUCAAGAAACAACCAACGUAUAGCUGUAAACAAGAAAGGUAUCGCGUGGAAGAGCGAUAGGGAACACAAGUUUGGGAAAAAUGUAUUCCCCAAGAACUUUCAGAAGGGAAAUCUGACGGGUGGAGCGAGCCUUGAUCCAAACAUACCGCUGAGUGAGCAAGAGGACCUCAUCGUGUGGAUGAGAACUGCCGCAUUACCGACAUUUAGGAAGCUGUACGGUAAGAUAGAGACCGACCUUGAGGCCGGUGACACGAUCCAUGUCACAUUGCAAAACUUUUACAACACGUACAGUUUCAACGGGAAGAAGAAGCUUGUUUUGUCGACGACCAGUUGGCUCGGUGGUAAGAACGAUUUCCUCGGCAUUGCUUACCUUGCAGUCGGCGGAAUCUGCUUCUUCUUGGCCAUCGCAUUCACCAUCAUGUAUCUCGUCAAACCCAGGCGUCUGGGAGAUCCGUCGUACUUGUCGUGGAACAGAAACCCUGGCGGUCGGUAAUGAACUCAACAAAGAGACAAUCUACACCCUUCCCAAAAGCUUCAUGUACUUUUUUUGUGUAUAAAUAUUUCGAAAACGUUUUUUUUUCCUCGCAAAUAUAUUUUCUCCGACUCUGUGCUUUUCAUUUUUUUUUGUCUCUUAAUGCGUGUUGUAUGGAGUGGUAAAAUGCAUUUCUAUACUGAAUUUGAUUAGAUCAGUUUCCUUUUA
Molecule: messenger RNA, 1509 nt
Organism: Tarenaya hassleriana
Lineage: Eukaryota; Viridiplantae; Streptophyta; Magnoliopsida; Brassicales; Cleomaceae
Product: ALA-interacting subunit 3
Exons: 8
Coding region: 253-1302 (349 amino acids)
Cellular component (GO): Golgi apparatus; endoplasmic reticulum; plasma membrane
Source: RefSeq, a predicted model, not a curated record